Messenger RNA from Erpetoichthys calabaricus (reedfish), 1542 nucleotides. Its product is annotated as gastrula zinc finger protein XlCGF57.1-like. Gene Ontology annotation, biological process: negative regulation of transcription by RNA polymerase II. Gene Ontology annotation, molecular function: DNA-binding transcription repressor activity, RNA polymerase II-specific. The coding region runs from base 1 to 1542 and encodes 513 amino acids. The record is from RefSeq and is a predicted model, not a curated record. NCBI's taxonomy places the organism in Eukaryota, Metazoa, Chordata, Cladistia, Polypteriformes, Polypteridae. The transcript is spliced from 4 exons.
AUGGCCUCCUACUGUCAGACUCACCUGCAGCCUCACUAUGAAGGAGACGCCUGGAAGGGACACAAGCUGACUGAUCCUGAUAGACAUCUGAAGGAGAAACUCUGUGAGAAACAUCAGAAAAGUCUGGAGAUAUAUUGCAAUGCUGAUGAAUCCUGUAUCUGCAUGAUAUCACAGGAGGAGCUUGAAGAGGAAGAGGAGGAGGAAGAAGAAGAGGAGUAUGAACAAGUGAUCAUCAAAGUGAAAGAGGAGCCCAUUGACAAGAUGUUACCGUACCUCGAUGACGACAAGGAAGAGGAGGAUGACUACGAAAGUGAGGAGGCCUAUUUUGAUUCAGGACCAGAGACUCCUUACCAGCGCGACAACUUUCAAAAUAGCAGGAAUCGAGACACCACAGCCAAUAACGAGUUUAACGAUGACACCAAGAAUUUGUAUGAGUCGUAUCUUCAGACGCGCCAGAAGAUUCAUGCCGGAGUGAAGCCAUACUGCUGUAGUGAGUGCAGCAAAACAUUCACACACAAGAGUUACCUUCGGCAGUAUCAGCGCAUUCACACUGGCGAGAAGCCGUACUGCUGCACCGAUUGUGGAAAAGCGUUUGUGUGUAAGGUGUACCUCCAGACUCACCAGAAGACUCAUUCCAGAGAGAAGCCGCACUGCUGCACAGAAUGCGGGAAGCGUUUUAUUCACAAGCGCCACUUCCUGCAGCACCUGAAGACACACAGAGAAGACAAGCCAUUUAGCUGCAGUGAGUGCGGGAAAAGUUUCACAGACAAAAGAGCCCUUCAGCACCACCAGAGGUGUCACAACGGAGAAAAGGCCUUCUUUUGCAAGGAGUGUGGACAGGUGAUUGCCUACAAGAACAGCCUGAAAUUCCACAAGCGAAUUCACACUGGGAAAUGGCCGCACUGCUGUACGGAGUGUGGGAAGAGCUUCAUUCGUAAAAUCGACCUUCAGCGACAUCAUCUGUCACACACCGGCGAGAGACCCUACGGCUGCGUCAAAUGCAGAAAGAGGUUCACCAAGAAAAGAACCCUUCAACACCAUCAGCGGCUUCACAGCGGAGACCAGAUAUUCAGCUGCAAGGAGUGUGGGAAGACCUUUGCCUACAAGUACAGCCUGAAGGGCCACCAGCAGAUUCACAACGGUGACAAACCCCAUUCUUGUAGCAAUUGUGGAAAGAGGUUCAUACGUAAAAACGACCUCCUGCAGCAUCAGAGAAUCCACACUGGAGAGAAGCCACACAGUUGCCCUGUGUGUGGGAAAUGUUUCCAAGUGGUCGGCGGACUGCAAGAGCAUUUGGUGAUUCACACCGGGGAGUAUCCAUAUUUCUGCAACCAGUGUGGGAAAAGGUUCAAACUAAAGGGGAAACUUCAGCAGCAUCAGAGGAUUCACAGUGGGGAGCGGCCAUUUUGUUGUCAAGAUUGCGGGAAGACCUUCAUCUACAGCCGGGACCUUCAACACCACAUGAAAAUUCACACUGGGGAGAAGCCGUACUCCUGCGUUCACUGUGGGAAGAAAUUUACACACAAGUGUAAUCUUCGGUGA